CCGGCGAGGAAUCUGAACAUGCUACAUAUGGUACUUUUGCCAAUCAAACCUGACAGAUGGCUUGGGAUCCGGAGUAGACUCGUCACUCCCCAGCCCUCAUGACACAAGCUCGACAAAGGUCGACCCAACAUGCUCGAAAAUAGACAACAUAAGCGUACCUAACUUGUCCGUAUAGUACCACCCGCACGGACCGGGAUAGCCUGCCGGUGAGGUAGUAUGGACGUUGGUGUAUAAAUCGCCUGUUCCCGCCUACCACUUAACCUCCAUCUUCACCUUGCAGCUCCUCCUCAUCCAUUCACAUCUAAGAUCAUACAGAGUCCAAAUCCACCGACCUCUCCACCACCUCAAAUCGAUAUAAUGCAGUUCACCCUCUCCACCGUCCUCUUCCUGGCCUCGACGGUUCUGGCCCUUCCGACACCGCAGGCCACCAACGCCCCCGCCCUCGGUUUCACUCCCGGCCUGGACAACAUCCCGGACAAUUGCAUCGCCAACCCCUCCUUCAACGCCUGCCCCGCGCGUCUCCCCAGCGGGAACGCCCUCGUCACGUCGCUCAACGUGGUCAUCAACGACGUAACCGGCUCUGUCUCGAAGCCGCCCAACAUCAUCUUCGCCGGCUUUAGCCGCGCCGCGUCCGGCACAGGCCUUAGCGAGUCCUCGACCCUGACGAUCUUCGACUUCCCCGCCGGCCACACCGACAAGAAGUGUCGCUUCCAGCUCGUCAGCGACGCAGGCGACAACACCGCCGGCAGCCCGAACAUCUACAACGUCUGGAGCUUUGUCCCCGGCAGCGGCGAGGCGACAGAGUCAUCUACGUGGUCCAACAAGCCGGCGAGGGACCAGGUGGUGGCCACUUUCAUCCUUAACGAGGCCGAUCUGGCGGCUACGACCACGAAUGAGAAGUUCUUGCACAAGUUCGUUUAUGGGCCCGGCGAGGGGUCGACGAGGGUCGAGGAGCCGUUCCCUUGUCCCGCUGGAGGGAAGAUUGCAUACGAAGUGGCUGGGGCGAUCAAGGCGCCCAGUGAUGGCGGGCCGAUGAACAUCGGAGGCCAGUCGGGGCUCGGGAUUGAGAUUAUCGGACUGGCGAGCAAGUGGGCUUGAAUGGCUACUCUUCUACCGUAAUGUAUAACCGGACUAGGUUUUAUUUUUUGUUUCUGUAUGGCUUUGGGAUGUAUUCAUAGAGUUGGCGUUAGGUUUACCACAUGUAAUAGCGUUGUUUUGAGGGGGAACAUUAAUUAACAUAC
Molecule: messenger RNA, 1241 nt
Organism: Tricharina praecox
Lineage: Eukaryota; Fungi; Ascomycota; Pezizomycetes; Pezizales; Pyronemataceae
Exons: 2
Coding region: 358-1098 (246 amino acids)
Source: RefSeq, a predicted model, not a curated record